CAUUAAGAACAAUUUGAGAAUAAGUUCAAGUUUAGCAGCGCGAACGUAACAAACGCGAUGCAUUUAAGCUUUUCUUUAUUCAUCUGCUACAAUUUGCCGUUGCUGCUGCAAGCUUGUCCCAUCUACUUGACGAUUUCGCUCGAUGCCAAAACUGUGCAAGAUGCUAACCUCGAAGUAAAUUGGGGUCCCGAAUGUCAUGAUCAUCCCGAAUGGAUAGGUAUUUUCAGCGAAGAUCCCUCAACCACAUACGUACAGCCCGAGGCGCGUAUCACCGACAUAACAAACUCGUCCGGUAAAGUUUUAAGUGAUGUGAAAAUCGGUAAAUUACGCUUUCCGCCCGGUUGGAAUAGUAAUGAUGUGAAUGUGGUGCCCAGCGAAUAUCCGAAGGGUAAAUGUCUGCCAUAUUAUGUAGCCAGCUUCAAUGGUAGUGAACUGUUGACGGUGGAAUGUUUAAAAAUACAACCGAAUUGGAUGUCCAAGUUGGAGCAUAUAGCGCAAAUGCCCUUGAAGGAUCUCUUCAUACCGGGUACUCACGCUUCGGCAGCUUAUGUCGCUAACUUGACCAAAACCAAAUCGGUGCUGGUUAAAGACUAUGUGGUAGCUCAACACUUCGAUGUCUGGUCACAAUUGGUCUUUGGUAUGCGAUAUUUGGACUUUAGUAUUGGCUUUGAUAAAAUUGUAGAUGUCUAUGAUUCGAACAAUGCCGAUAACUUCUGCAUUGUCAACGAGAACAAGCUUGUCCGCCCAUUGAGGAAUGUUUUGAAGGGUAUUAAGCGUUUCGUAAAACUGUCUCAUGAGGUCGUUAUAUUAGACUUCAGUUCGUUUCCUAUUGGGUUCUAUAAGCAUCCCGAACGUCAUAGCAGUCUGCUGCAUCUUUUGCACGAAGAAGUCGGCGAUAUUGUCUACACACGAAACACAAGUACACACGAGGAAGCCAAGCCAUGCUAUGAGCUCACUAUUGACGAGAUAAGGAGUAAUAACAAAUUUCUAAUAAUUUUAUAUCCGGUGCAGGAGUUACCAUAUCCGGAAAGUGAGUCGAAAAUAUUAUGUCCCAACUGGAAACGUUUCUCCACCGCUUUUAUGAAUACCUCCGAGGCAUUGGACAAUAUGCGUUUGUUGUUUAGCAAAAAGCAUAAUUCACCGGUACGGAAUGAAGGUUGGACCUUUCAGGCUAUACGUAGCAUGGAACAGUCUUUGAAUAACAAUAAAUUGGAGACAGCCAAGGAACGUGCCGCCAUUUUGAACCCCAAAGUUACGAGUUGGCUCAAGGGGCCUUGGAGCUUAACCGCUAAUGUUGUCGCACUCGAUUAUUUCAGUAACACAAAUAUUAUCGACGUGGCCAUUUAUGCCAAUAUGCAUAAGGCUUUCAAUAUGGCCAAUAAGAAUUUCGUUAAUUUUGAGAUUGUUAGUAAUUAAAGUUAAAUAAAAAUUCGUAGCAUAGAGUUGCCACCCGGUUGCACAUAGCUUACAAGAGUAUUGCACAUAGUUGGCCUUCAAGCAAUCUAAUGUAUCUAAUUUUGGCUAUAGUCCAUAACAUUAACAUUACUUUGAAAACCAAAGAAUAAAGCAUAUUAAAAGUUUA
Molecule: messenger RNA, 1582 nt
Organism: Bactrocera tryoni
Lineage: Eukaryota; Metazoa; Arthropoda; Insecta; Diptera; Tephritidae
Exons: 7
Coding region: 58-1416 (452 amino acids)
Biological process (GO): lipid metabolic process
Molecular function (GO): phosphoric diester hydrolase activity
Source: RefSeq, a predicted model, not a curated record